AGCAGAUAAAGGGCAUUCUAAAUAUAUUUCUUUUCUAUAGAUGCUCGUCUCCCGUUACUGGAGACCAGGAAUUAGCGUGUCUGCCUGAGGAUGCGGUUGCUUCUUUAUAGGGGGCAAAAAAAAAGGAUCCAGAAGAAAUCCACACAGAUUGCCAGCUCCAGGAUGUCAGCCACAGCUUCCAGCAAGAGGAAAACCUUUGCAGCCAGAUAUUUCACCCGCUCCAAGAGCCUGGUGAUGGGAGAGCAGAGCCGAAGUCCUGGGAGGCCAUUGCAGCCCAGCCCUGUGCUGAAGGCAGGCUGGCUGCGGAAGCAGAGAAGCAUCAUGAAGAACUGGCAGCAGCGCUGGUUUGUGUUGCGUGGGGAUCACCUCUUCUACUACAAGGACAAAGAUGAGGCUAAGCCCCAGGGAUUUAUUUCUCUACAAGGGACCCAGGUGACUGAGUUUCUUCCUGACCCAGAGGACCCAGGAAAGCACCUCUUUGAGAUCACCCCAGCUGUCUUCCAAGUCUCCGGAAUAGAUUCUUCUAGAAAGAUUGCAAUUAAUGGUCCUUGACUUCUAAGACAAUGAGUCUUUGAGA
This is a messenger RNA of Dipodomys ordii (Ord's kangaroo rat), 577 nucleotides long. RefSeq names its product rho GTPase-activating protein 22-like. The record is from RefSeq and is a predicted model, not a curated record. Bases 91 to 552 code for a protein of 153 amino acids. Lineage: Eukaryota; Metazoa; Chordata; Mammalia; Rodentia; Heteromyidae. The transcript is spliced from 4 exons.